Molecule: messenger RNA, 1013 nt
Organism: Rana temporaria (common frog)
Lineage: Eukaryota; Metazoa; Chordata; Amphibia; Anura; Ranidae
Product: CDC42 small effector protein 2-C
Exons: 5
Coding region: 303-527 (74 amino acids)
Biological process (GO): regulation of Rho protein signal transduction
Cellular component (GO): plasma membrane
Molecular function (GO): small GTPase binding
Source: RefSeq, a predicted model, not a curated record
AGUUGUUGGUCCCCUUCGGCAGCGGAUCGCUAUACACUGACAGCGGUAGGCUGGUCACAUGGCAAGCCGGGUACCGCCCCCCGGGGGGCGGAGUUUAUGGAGAUUGCUGCAGAAGCUGUGCUGCAGUGUGAUGUGAUGCGUGCGGGCUGCAGGGUGACAAGCAUCUUCAUUGAUUCACUUUCCGGAGUGUGUCUUCCGGAUGAGUUUGUGGUGGCCCCAUCGGUGGUUGGGAGGAAGAAAACACUUCUUUUUUUUAUUUUGUUCUCUAGAGAGAGGCUGGCUUCCAUUUAACCCCUAAGAAAAUGACUGAAUUUCUCUUCUGCUUCAGUUGCUGCAUUGGAGAGCAGCCACAGCCGAGGCGAAGACGGAUUGACAGAAGCAUGAUUGGAGAGCCAAUGAAUUUUGUCCAUACGGCUCACGUAGGAUCGGGGGAAGCCAAUUCUGGGUUUUCAAUGGGUGGUUCGUUCCAGGAUCAGAUGAAAUCAAAGGGAGGCUAUGCAGCUGGAAUGUCAGAAGUGUCACUUUAGCAGCUAGAUGUCCUGACAAUGGUGUUACAACAGUUUUGCUGACUGGAGAUCUAUUUGUGCUAUAGAAAAAUAAAGAGAAGAGAAAUCUCCACUGAGAAACAAUUGCAGGGAAAUGUAUCAACGAAAAUGUGACGGGUACCUGCUCACUUGGCCCUCCUUCAUUUUAAAAUUCUAGAUCCAAUGAUUGUGCAUGGCACUUUCUGCAUGCAUAUUUUCUUCAUUGCUACCAUGUUCUUGCCAAGGUUAUUGUGGGUUUUUUUUUGUCCUUGUUUUUUUUUUUUUGCAUUGUGUAAUGUUGGACGGUAAUGUUUCUAGAGCAUUUGUAUACAUUUGCAAGUUUGUAUAUUUUCCCGCUAUGUGACUAAAGCCUUUGAUCUGGUGUAGAGAAGAUCAAAAAAGAUUUGUUGCCCAUAAAAACCAACCACUUAUUCCUUUUUUUUUUUUAUAUUAUUGUAAGCUUGGUAAUAAAAAUAAGCAUUGAAUUGA